AGACUUCUCCAGCCAUGAUGCUGAAUACAUUACUGCUGUGUCUAGCUAUUAUCCAGGCAAUUCAAGCAAUGCUUACCUCAGGCUCUGGCAAUGGGCGUUUUGAAGACAUCAAUUCUGGCAAUAGCAAUGGCAGAUACAACUAUCCGAGUUUACUACGUAAAGUGAAGGAAUCUGGAUUGGUUGUACCAGGAAGUUUAGCCCGAUCAGAGGCUCUUCGAACAGACAUGGGAGCAGUUGAGGAAGACCUGAUGGAGGAUUACAGUCUGCUGGACACAAGGCAGGCAUUGUCUCUGGAGGUUUCCUCUCGCGAAGAGCGUUCUCCAAGGAGGUGUGUUCAACUUCACGAAUCCUGCGUUGGUCACCUGUCCUGCUGUAGUCCGUGUGCAACUUGUUAUUGCCGAUUCUUCAAUGCUAUUUGCUAUUGCAGAAAAACCAGCACUAACUGCCACCAAGGCAAAAACUAGCAUAAAUUUGCCCAAUGGUCCCUAGGACUAUCUACUGUGUGAUGCUAUGUAAUAAUAUUUGAUUGUAUUUUUACUUCUACUUUUCUCUAACUUCUAACUUGCCUUUAU
This is a messenger RNA of Nanorana parkeri, 572 nucleotides long. It is a transcript of the gene AGRP, whose product is annotated as agouti related neuropeptide. Lineage: Eukaryota; Metazoa; Chordata; Amphibia; Anura; Dicroglossidae. Gene Ontology annotation, molecular function: type 1 melanocortin receptor binding; neuropeptide hormone activity. Gene Ontology annotation, biological process: adult feeding behavior; hormone-mediated signaling pathway; neuropeptide signaling pathway. The transcript has 3 exons. Gene Ontology annotation, cellular component: extracellular region. The coding region runs from base 15 to 464 and encodes 149 amino acids. The record is from RefSeq and is a predicted model, not a curated record.